UAUUUCUGUUGUUUUUGCUUCUUAAUUUCAAUCUCCUUCAUUAUUGGAUCCAUCUGCGCCAGCCUAACGCCACCGAUUAAGACCAACAUCCGCCGACGACGUCCUGAAAUUAGUUUGAAUGGCUGGUGGUAGGGGAAUUUACCACUUGCUGAGGGGCAGACUCCAUUCUCAUUCCACUGCCCCUCCAGCUUUGUCAUCUCUGAUUCUGAAGAAAGAUCAGGAUGGAGCUGGAUCUGCUGGCAUGAAGUCACUGAGGGCAGUUGCUCUCCUGGGAGCAGGUUUAUCAGGGCUUUUGAGUUUUACAACUGUUGCAUCUGCUGAUGAAGCUGAGCAUGGUUUGGAAUGUCCAAGCUAUCCUUGGCCUCACCAAGGGAUUCUCAGUUCAUACGACCAUGCUUCGAUUCGACGUGGUCACCAAGUGUACACACAAGUAUGCGCAUCCUGCCAUUCGAUGUCCUUGAUUUCAUAUCGCGACUUGGUGGGGGUGGCAUAUACAGAAGAGGAAACAAAGGCUAUGGCCGCUGAAAUUGAGGUGGUUGAUGGUCCAAAUGAUGAGGGUGAGAUGUUUACACGCCCUGGCAAGCUCAGUGAUCGAUUUCCCCAACCUUAUGCAAAUGAGCAAGCUGCUAGAUUUGCUAAUGGAGGGGCCUAUCCUCCAGAUUUGAGUCUUAUUACCAAAGCUCGUCAUAACGGACAGAACUAUGUGUUUGCGCUUUUGACUGGCUACCGUGAUCCUCCUGCUGGUGUUUCAAUCAGGGAAGGUCUUCACUAUAAUCCUUACUUUCCUGGGGGAGCUAUUGCGAUGCCUAAAAUGCUUAAUGACGGUGCUGUAGAAUAUGAAGAUGGUACUCCAGCAACAGAGGCCCAGAUGGGAAAAGACGUCGUGUCCUUUUUGAGUUGGGCUGCAGAACCAGAAAUGGAAGAAAGGAAACUGAUGGGAUUCAAGUGGAUAUUCGUACUGUCAUUGGCCUUGCUUCAAGCCGGUUACUACAGGCGUAUGAGGUGGUCUGUUUUGAAGUCCCGUAAGCUCGUUCUUGAUGUCGUCAACUAGAGCUCUCCUCCAACAAGAAGAGGACUUGAAAUGACAAAUAAUUAUUUCUGUUAAAGAAUUCCUUGCAAUUUUUUUGUACUAAAAUUGGUACACAACCAGUCUUUUGGUUCUUACAGUUUUGGAAUUUUGGGGCAAUUAAUAAGGUGAUUUGGUACUGUCUGCUU
Messenger RNA from Cynara cardunculus var. scolymus (artichoke), 1215 nucleotides. Its product is annotated as cytochrome c1-2, heme protein, mitochondrial. Gene Ontology annotation, molecular function: heme binding; electron transfer activity. The coding region runs from base 119 to 1051 and encodes 310 amino acids. NCBI's taxonomy places the organism in Eukaryota, Viridiplantae, Streptophyta, Magnoliopsida, Asterales, Asteraceae. Gene Ontology annotation, biological process: mitochondrial electron transport, ubiquinol to cytochrome c. The record is from RefSeq and is a predicted model, not a curated record. The transcript has 8 exons.